AAAGUCGUCUCCUUUCACUUUUGGAUAAUGAGAAAAGACCUAUUAAUUCUUCUGGGGACCACUAGCGUAGUAAGCUUCUUCACAACCCAUAAUCGCUCGUCCGCUCCAUGCAACCGCGUCAAGUCUUAGAGUUUUGAUUCAUCAAGCACCAACCCAACAAGAAAACAAUGGCGCAAGAUAACAAAGAUCAGAUCAAAGAGGAGUUUAGGACUCUAUGGGGAGCCAGAGUCCUAUGGCCUUCCGACAUGGGAGAUGACAUGAUGGAAGAUGCAGUAAACCAAGCAAUAGGGCAGUUGGAAGGGUAUUUGUUUUUCUACGAACUACGUACUUGAAGUACUCUUGGAGGUGUCUGAACUACUUUCUUCGGGUUCGAGUUUUCAUACGAUCUCACUCUAAAAAGAUGUUGUAAAUUUCUACUAGUCUCUCAAAAAAACUCAACGACCUAACACCGUGCGGAUUAUGGCAGCUAUGAAGUGAAAAAUCAAAUUUCUUCUUUCUACGAAAAAGAUUAACUCCAUUUGCAUAAUAUUUAACAUAACUCGUCACAAGAACAUGAUCAUCCAUAAAUAAAGACUCCUUUGAAAGACGAUUGAAUUCUUCCUACUUUCCUAAUUCCUGCUCACACACUCACAUCCACAACAGGAAAAACCCAGACAAAGACGGAGCCGAGAUUUGUUCGGCGAUUAAGGAGCAUUUUGACGAGAAGUGGGGCAUGGGAUGGAUAGUGGUGUGCGGCAAGAACUUCGGUUCAUAUGCCAUUCACCAACAGCACAAGUUCAUCUACUUCUACAUCGGACAACAUGCAUUCAUGCUGUAUAAGGUGUAAGUAUAUAAAAAUUCAGAGUGUGUAGUAGUUUGUGGUUUUGGAUUUGGAGGAGGACUCACGGGGAGAUGGAAGGAAGGACUCCUGGUAGAUGAAGAUGGUGUCCGAAUGCAAGAAUACUCAUAAUUCGUAUAUAAUUUUGCAAGAUUUUUAUCUGUUGCAAAGGGUGUAAGUGUGCAGGCUCCAACAGGUGGAUUCUCCUUUUUGGUUGCCUCUGAAAUUAAUUCAUUGGAUUUUUCUCGUGCUAAAGCUAAUUCUAUUACAUUCGCCAAUAAUCGAUUCCAACGCGUCAUGAUACAGUAUGAAGAACAUCAUCAUCCCAAUUAAUUUGCCAUUUAUUUCAACAAGAACCUAUUAUCCUUAAUUAACCGCGGAGGUUGUAACAAAUGAUACGAUUGUGAAGUGGGACUCUUCCUGUCGCAAGAAAAUUAUCCACCACUAUCCUGCUGGCUCCUCAGCAUAGUUCUGCAUGGAAUAAGCUGACUACCGAGUCGUGUCAUUUUAGUCGGGACAAGCUGUGCCCGUCACUCACCGGUCAGCAAGUGGUGUUUCGAACAGGAUGUUGAAGCGGCAGAUGUGACUUUCAUCACGUAUGCCAUCCCAAUCCCAAACUCGUUGCUGUUGCUUCGGUCGUUCUAAAAAA
Amoebophrya sp. A25 is the source of this 1466-nucleotide messenger RNA. NCBI's taxonomy places the organism in Eukaryota, Dinophyceae, Syndiniales, Amoebophryaceae. The record is from the annotation of a GenBank genome assembly.